Molecule: messenger RNA, 741 nt
Organism: Eufriesea mexicana
Lineage: Eukaryota; Metazoa; Arthropoda; Insecta; Hymenoptera; Apidae
Product: protein anoxia up-regulated
Exons: 5
Source: RefSeq, a predicted model, not a curated record
AUCCUAUAUAUCCUUUUAAUUGUGCUUCUGACGUUCGAAUAUUUUGAUUGUGGAAGAGUUCACAAGAUUCCAAUUAACUUAAAUCAAAGGGAAAUGCGUUACGCUAAUGGACCAAGUUGUAGCAGUGGGUCAAAUAAUCCCAAAAAGGUUCCAGAGAAAAGCAGUAGCAUAGCGCAGAAAGCAGCACAGGAAGCCAAAGCUGCUUCAGAAGCACAGAAUAUUGCUGGUCAGCAAGCCGCACGUCAAGUGAAGACACAGCUUGCAGAGAAAGCAGUACAGGCAGCAAAAGCUGCGGAAGAAGCGCUGACAGGGAAGAAAGUCAUAGUAGAUCAAUUACAAGAAGAAGUAAGGGAAGCACAAUCAGUCGUUCAAGAAGAGUCCUCAUCUCUGGAGCGAGAACAAUCUAAUGUUAAUGCUGCCCUACAAGCAGCUCGUCAAUCUCAAGAUCAGUUAAAGACGCUGACACACGCGAUGCAGACGGCUAAGGCGAACGCAGCGAAUGCCCAGGCUGCCGCAAACGGGGCCCAAAAAACUUUACGAGAGAGAGAGGAAUUGGUUGAUGCGGCAAAAAGGCGGAUGGAGGAAUUGUCAAAUCAGCUGAGAGCUGCUAGGCAAGAGCUGGCCAACACGAAUCGCGCCGCAGCUAAGGCGAACGCAGCGGCGAACGAGGCGAAAGCCAAUGCUAGCAGAAACAAAAGGCGUUUGGAAAAUAUUCGUAGGAUGAGGACCAUGAAAAGGUGA